CAUAAUAAAUAUGCAUCAACUUUACAAGAGUACUUUGAUUUCAACAGACUGACUCAGUGCUUUGCGUGUGCAGUCGUUUUGGCGCCCGGCUGCUCCUCGCGCAACGCCCUGGCGCCGCAUUGAUAUCAAAAAUGGCAGCAGAUGGCGGCUCAACGAGCACGACACAUACACUUAGCGCGAACCAGGAGCUUCGACUAGAGUGCCCCAGUGGCAAAGCAGUGUCCAUCAAGCUGGAGGAGGGCGCGGCCGAGGUGUUCGGGACGGAGCUGCAGCGCGGCAAGUCAGUGCCCGUCAGCGGACAGAAGCUAGCGGUCUUCACGUGGCAGGGUUGCAAGGUGACGGUGGAGGGCGAGCCCAGCGUCCAGUAUGUGGCGGACGAGACGCCCAUGGCUCAGUACCUCAACACGCACCGCACGCUGGCGGCGCGGCGGGAUGAGGCGCGGCGCGCCGGCGCCAGCUCGCCGGGCAGCCCCGCGGGCCGGGGGCCGGUUGUGGUGGUGGUAGGGCCAACGGACAGUGGCAAGAGCACGCUGUGCCGGCUGCUGUGCAACUGGGCGGUGCGGGACGGGUACGCGCCCACGUUUGUGGACCUGGAUGUGGGCCAGGGCACCAUCACAGUGCCUGGCUGUCUGUCAGCGGUGCCUGUGGAGCAGCCCAUCGACCUGGUGGAGGGAAUCAACAACAUACCCAUUGUGUUCUUCUACGGACACUCCUCGCCCGGGGAGAACCCCACGCUGUUCAAGCUGCUGGUGGACAAGUUGGCGGGCGUGCUGGCGCGGCGGGCGGCGGCGGACCCGAGUGUGGCGGCGGCGGGCUGCGUGAUCAACACGUUCGGCUGGGUGGAUGGGCUGGGCUAUGAGCUGCAGAAGUACCUCAUACAGGCGUUCCAGUGCGAUGUGGUGCUGGCGAUGGAGCAGGACCGCCUACACGCCACGUUGCAGCAGGACCUCAAGGCCGCCAUGCCGCGCACCUCCAUCCUCAAGCUAGCUAAGAGCGGCGGUGCCGUGAAGCGCGAGGGCGAGGAGCGCCGCGGCGCGCGCGAGGCGCGUGUGCGCGACUACUUCUACGGCGCGCCCGGCGCCCCGCUGCAGCCCGCCACCAUGACCGUCAAGGCCACAGACCUGGCCGUGUACCGGAUAGGCAGCGGGCCGCGCGCGCCCAACACCGCGCUUCCCAUCGGCGCCGUGAGCCUGGCCGAUCCGCUGCGGCUGCAGGCGCUGCCGCCCAGCCUGGAGAUGCUUCAAGCGGUGAUGGCCGUGUCACACGCACCCACCCCCGACCAGAUCCUGAACAUGAAUGUGGCGGGCUUUGUCCUGAUCAAGGACGUGGACACGGCGCGAGGCACCGUGACGCUCGUAGCGCCGGCGGCGGGGCAGCUGCCCGGGCGCUACCUCAUCACCGGCACCCUGCGCUCAUCCAUUGAUUAAGCCGCCGGGCUGGAGCAGGGCCCGCAGGCGCAGGCGCAAGGCCAUAUGGGCGCUCCUCGCGCGUGGCUGGUGGACAGCAUGGGGAGGGAGGAAAAUGUUGGGCUGGGCUGGGAUGCAGUGUAGCGGGUUUAGCGCUUGGUGCUGAUAGCGGCGCUGAAAGCGAGCGUGGAUGCGACGUCGGAUUGUGCGUAAACCGCAUUGGAAAGAAGGUGCUUGGCCGCUGGGCGUUGGUGUACGGUUGCGAAUCUGCGAAGUCGGAGUGUAAGUGCGCCGUGGGUCGUUUGAUUCUGCUAGAGCAGGAACUGCUUUUGUUUACGGCGCAGAUUCUCUGCGGGUCAUGUCAGCCCCCCAUGUCCCUUGGACACCUGUACCAUUUCGCGCAGAUUGAUCUCUAGAUUGCCGCGACUUACUGCGACCUGCAGAGAUGCAAAGUGAGCUGAGCGACCAAGGGCGAAUGUAACCCUGGCUUGCA
Molecule: messenger RNA, 1899 nt
Organism: Chlamydomonas reinhardtii
Lineage: Eukaryota; Viridiplantae; Chlorophyta; Chlorophyceae; Chlamydomonadales; Chlamydomonadaceae
Exons: 11
Coding region: 132-1427 (431 amino acids)
Biological process (GO): tRNA splicing, via endonucleolytic cleavage and ligation
Cellular component (GO): nucleus; mRNA cleavage factor complex
Molecular function (GO): polynucleotide 5'-hydroxyl-kinase activity
Source: RefSeq, a predicted model, not a curated record